CUAGUUUCGCGAGUUACGGACGACGGGUGCGGGAUUACGACGCGGUUCCAAUUUUCGCAGUGACAAGUGUGCGCGCCGCGGACAAGACACGACGACAACGGCGGACCCUUCUCGACGGCGGCGGAGAACAAGGAGAGAGCAGCAGCAGCAAGGCCGUACGGUUAUUUUUCCAAAGAGGAUUACGCUGUUUCUAGUGGAAAGAACCUGUUCCGAGGGGGGAGUUGUCUUCUAACGUGGUCAUUCCCUGUGGGUCAUGUUGGUGGCAGUGCGCGCUGAUUUGGAUGAAGUUCUUUAUCAGUGAUUUUUUGAGAGCAAAAAAAGUGGUGACCCUGAAAGUCAACGAACCAAGGCAAGGCCUACUAGAGUGGUGGUGUUACGUGUGAUCUUCCCGAACGGAACCAAUUCUCCCAGCUGGACAGGUGCCUCCGGAGGAAACGCAUGCUGCCCUGCACGUCGGAACAUUAACAAAAGAAACCGGAUAUGGACCACUCGGAGCAUCACGACUACAGCCAGCACAUGUUGAUGAACCAUAGCGGGGCGGGCAGCGGAGCCGGAAUGCACGACCACAGUGACCACCACGGCUCGAUGGAACACAGCCUGCAGGAUCACACGAUGAACAGUGGCGGCGUCGCGACUGGGCACGGCGGACACGGUCACGGGCACGGCGCGGCCAGUAGCGGCGGGAUGGAAGGAAUGGUCCACCACAUGAUGUCGAUGGCGUUCCACGGCGGUUACAACGAGACGAUCCUGUUCGAGCAGUGGAAAAUCGACAGCCUGGCCGGUCUGCUCUGGUCGAUGCUGCUCAUCUUCGCGAUGGCCGCGCUCUACGAGGGCCUCAAGUACUACCGGGAGCACCUGUUCUGGCGGACGUACAACGCCCUCCAGUACCGGCCCGUCACGGUCACCGAGAAGAGCCCCCGGAACGGGAACGUCGUCGUUUCGUCGAACAACAACGGGAACGGACUGGCGGGAUCCGGGUCGGCUUCCGGUGGUGGUGGCGGCUCCCUCGACGGCAUCGGUGGUGGCGGGGAAGGCGGCGACGACGGUUCCCGGGUUGUGCACAUGGUCGGCGAAGUGAUCCACAAGCAACCCAGACCCACGAUGCUGUCGGUGAUGCACCUGUUCCAGACGUUCCUGCACAUCGUCCAGGUGACGCUGAGCUUCCUGCUGAUGCUGAUCUUCAUGACGUACAACACGUGGCUGUGUCUGGCCGUGGUGCUCGGUGCCGCCCUCGGUUACUUCCUGUUUGGCUGGAAAAAGUCGGUGAUUGUCGACGUCACCGAGCACUGCCACUAGCUCGGCCAGCCACGGACGGGUGUGGAUGCUGUGUGGAAUUGGUGGUGAUAGCACGCCGGAAGUACCGACUUCGGCGGGGGUGCGAACGGAAACUCAAACAGAACAUUUUUUAUAUAUUGCGUAUUAGAUUUUACGAUAUCUUAUAUUGUGGAGAAAAGACUUGAGAGAAAGCGGCGUGGUUCGAAUGUUCACUGCACGUGGUGGAAUUGAAUUUGGAGAAUCAAGUUUUCUUUCGUUGUUUUUUUUUUGGUUUUCUUUUUAACACACAAUGUAUUUUUUCAUCUUUAUUUUUUAGAUAGAUUAAGGUGAUUCUCAAAACUGCAACAGAUACGAUUCCGCCAGAUACACAAACAUAACAUACCUUAAUCCACGCAAGAAAGAAAAAUUAUCAUGUGUAAAAAAAAGAGCUACAAUAUUGUAUAGA
Molecule: messenger RNA, 1720 nt
Organism: Culex quinquefasciatus (southern house mosquito)
Lineage: Eukaryota; Metazoa; Arthropoda; Insecta; Diptera; Culicidae
Gene: Ctr1A
Product: high affinity copper uptake protein 1
Exons: 5
Coding region: 481-1296 (271 amino acids)
Biological process (GO): copper ion transmembrane transport
Cellular component (GO): membrane
Molecular function (GO): copper ion transmembrane transporter activity
Source: RefSeq, a predicted model, not a curated record